Messenger RNA from Pelmatolapia mariae (spotted tilapia), 1377 nucleotides. RefSeq lists its product as uncharacterized. The record is from RefSeq and is a predicted model, not a curated record. Lineage: Eukaryota; Metazoa; Chordata; Actinopteri; Cichliformes; Cichlidae. Gene Ontology annotation, molecular function: GTP binding; GTPase activity. The coding region runs from base 1 to 615 and encodes 204 amino acids. Gene Ontology annotation, biological process: endosome to lysosome transport; phagosome-lysosome fusion. The transcript is spliced from 5 exons. Gene Ontology annotation, cellular component: late endosome; phagocytic vesicle; lysosome.
AUGAGUGACAAAAAGGGUCCUAUUACACUGAAAAUAAUCCUCAUAGGAAACUCUGGGGUGGGAAAAUCCUCCGUCAUGAACAGAUACGUGAAUCACCGCUUCACCAACAUGUACCGGGCCACUGUGGGGACUGACUUCCUCUCUAAAACAAUCAACAUAGAUGGGGACACAGUCACGCUGCAGAUCUGGGACACAGCAGGCACAGAGAGGUUCCAGUCUCUGGGUACACCUCUGUACAGGGGAGCUCACUGCUGCAUGCUGGUGUUUGAUGUCACAUCCAAGGCCAGCUUCUCUGCUCUGGAUGGGUGGAGGAAGGAGUUUUUGAUCCAAGGGGAACCCAAGGAUCCUUCUGAUUUCCCUUUUAUUGUUCUGGGCAACAAAACGGAUCUGAGCGACCGAGAGGUGUCUGACAAGCUGGCCCGGCAGUGGUGCGAGGAAAUUAGAGCUGAAUACUUUCAAGGAAGUGCCAAAGAAGAUCUGGAUGUAGAGAAGUCGUUUUUGAGAGCGGCUCAGCGUGGCUUACAGCAGUACAAAAAACACACAUUGGAAAAUACAGGACAUUUCCAGAUAACCUGCAAACAGCCGAGAGAAACUCGCAACACCUGUGAGUGCUGAGAGGCGCACUCGUCCCAGUGUGGAAGGGGAAAGUUCAGAGACCUCGGCACUGCUGAUGAGGACCUAUCUAACGAGGGUGCAAAAAUAGUGACCCAGCAAAGGUACUGUGGAAGGAAAGGACACAAUUGUAUACCACAUGGAGAGAGGAACAAACUCAUUAAAUGUUUUUUCUUCUUUUUUUUUUCUGAGAACCUUCAGCUUAUGGUCUAACUUAAGGCAUCACUACUAAAAUACACUGCUUUUUGCAUGCAUGUCUAGUUUUGUUCAACAGACACACCGACACACACAAAAUUAUGAAUGCAUAUGAAGAGAAAGUUUUCAUUUCUAGAAAGUAAUCGGGAGAAAUCACAAACAGAACCCGAGGUACGGGCCAGAGAAAAAGCGGCAAACCCGGGCUCUCAUCUUCCUGGCCGUCGUUACCAUCACAACUGAAUCCACUCCUACAAAGUAGAUAUACACUCAUGUCCAGUCAGAAACCUCCUCCCUGUACAAGUUUUGUAUUGUAAUGAACCUAGCAGUGAUUCGGACUCCUACAGUGAAUCAGCUUGACAGAAGCAAAUUAGGGAGACUAUAUAUAUUUAUAUAUAUAUAUACGUUUCUUUUAUAAGCAAAGACACAAAAGGCAAUCAAGAGAUGACCAACAUGUAAAAACAGUUUGUUACAGGUAAUUAUAUAAAAGGCCAAGAUGUUUCCUUUUUUUUUGUUUUGUCUGUUUUUUUUUUUUUUUUUUCAUUCUUGCUCUAUGAACGAACUAAUUUACAA